AUGGAUCGAACUACAAGCUCUAACGCUCGCACAAUUAAUAAUAGACAUAAUAAUCAAAUAAAUGCGUUAAUGCCGUCGCAGGUUUACCAAAAUAAUCGUAAUAUUCAACGCGGUCGAUCUCAUGCUCUAAAUAUUCAACCUGGUCAAGUUAGACAGCAAUUUCACCCACAAACCAACGCAUAUUACGACGACAUGUUAAACCAAUUCGUCAAUGGUCAUAUCGUAAUUUAUCCGCAAGAAACAUAUUUUGAAACUGUACAAGAUGAAAAUAAUACUUUAUCUAUUCUCGAAAAUGCAUAUAGGUAG
This is a messenger RNA of Ambispora leptoticha, 306 nucleotides long. The record is from the annotation of a GenBank genome assembly. Lineage: Eukaryota; Fungi; Glomeromycota; Glomeromycetes; Archaeosporales; Ambisporaceae.